Messenger RNA from Pygocentrus nattereri (red-bellied piranha), 2739 nucleotides. RefSeq lists its product as uncharacterized. NCBI's taxonomy places the organism in Eukaryota, Metazoa, Chordata, Actinopteri, Characiformes, Serrasalmidae. The record is from RefSeq and is a predicted model, not a curated record. Bases 299 to 2131 code for a protein of 610 amino acids. The transcript is spliced from 10 exons.
UUCCCCGUAUGCAGCCUGUGGUCGGGACCGUAUAGCCUAGCUUAGCUCGCUAAUAUUGCUGCAUCGUAUCAAGUGGAAGAAGGCGCAGUAGUCGAUUACUCCGGUUAAUAUUCGCUAAAUUCACAAAUAAUAUCUGGAUAAUCUCAGUUUUAGUCUGUUUAUCCGACUACCGACGCGAGGAUCGUCGAGCAUUCGUGGAUUACUGGUUGUAAGACGCUGCUACCGCGUUAGCUACUGGCUAACAGUAUUUCUGAGGAGAAAUUUGGUGUUUUUCUUCAGGUAGGUAAGUGCCCUGAAGAUGGUGAGACCUCACUCAGGCUCUCCACGCUCCAAACCGAGGCCCUUCUCUGAUGGCUACCGCAACGACCACCAUGGCGAUCGGUUCGGCCCCGUUUCUCGGAGUCAGAGGGGAUUUCGAGGCCCCUCAGGUAAGGCCCCUCCCAGCUGGAGAGAGAACAGUGGAGGACCUCACCCCUACAACAAGAGACCACCUCUAAUGGGAAUGCCCAGGGAGAGGCCACAUGGACAUUGGACGUCACAGAACCAGAAUAGCUUCAGAUCGUUCCCACAGGAUUCACAGCGAGGCCGAAGGAGGCCUUCCCCACCCCGUUCAAACCGCCCCCCACCUGUCCAACACAGAAUGUCGCCUCACGUUCCCUCACAUGGACCCCCAGGCCAUCACAGGCCUCCUCUCUUCCAUGGGAACCAAUCUGGUCAUGUUUCUCCUUCCCCCCGUCAUUUUCAAGGCCCUCCAGACCGGCGGGGCCCAUCUCCCCAUGGUAACUAUAGACCCCCUCCACGACACAGAAGUCCUGCCCAUGAGCAGGAGAGGAGCUGGGGCCCCGAGAGGCAGCCGAGCCUCAGGGAGAGGCCCUACAGCCGGCCAGCUCGCGGAGGGCAUCGCUGGAAUGGCCCAGGGGGGUUCCAUCACCCUAAUGGGGAAGCUAGGUUUUCUGGUUCUCCCCAGAGGAAGCCCAGGGAGUUUCAUGAGAGGAGCUCAUAUCCAGAGAGGUGGUCUGCAGAGAGAGAUCCGCGGAAGCAGCAUGGAGAAUUUGGAAGGGAGCGACGCAGUGAAAGGCCUGGGCACCAUGCCCUAGAAUGGGCACACCGGGAUGGGGGCAACCCACACCCUCACCUCCCUUCCAGAUUGCCCUCAUGGAAAGCAGGCCCACAGUCUUCCUCUGAUUCGUCUUCCAGGUUCCCUCCUCCACGGCCUCAGGAGAGGCCCACAUUGCGUCCGUUGAAGAGGCUUGCAAGGCCUCCUUCGUCCACAGGCUUGGAGCACGGACCACCCAAGCGAUUCCGCAGGGAGCUUUCAGUUCGACCGCCGCCCCCGAAGGGUUUUGGAGGCCGUGGCCUGUCCCUCAAGGACAAAGCCCGGCUCUUGAAGGGGCGCAAGUUCAGGGCUGAAUCUGUGGCACGCUUCAAAAUGCCCCCACCGACAACCAGGCUUUCGGACAGGGAACAGAAAACGUCAAAAGAUGAAGACUCUGGAGCUCCACCUCGCUCCAAAGUCCUGCUGAAGAAAAGUGUGAAGAGACCAAGAAAGUCACCCACCAACUCAGACUCCAAAUCAGCUGAUCCUGAAAGGGACUCGGAGUCACAGGUGGAAUCCCGCCGCUCUGUGAGAGCACACAGCUCUUCACCUCUAGACAGACAGCUCACUCGUGACCUUGUUGUGGUUUCCCAUUGGGAGGCUGGAACUAGACCAAGUUCUAGUCCUAAGGGCAGCUCUCCCUGGAAGAACAGGCCAGCCAAGAAUAAGUCAGACACACCAAGCUCUCGUGGGAGUCUGACACUGAGUGAGCGCUUUGGCAAACUGCAUAGCCCUGGAUGUUCUCCACGUGACCAGAAAGAACGGCGGCCAGUAGAUCCUGGGAAGCCUUUCAGGAAGCCAGGUCCUUUUCAGAAACCUGGCUUUCGCCCAAACCUUGGUUUUAAGAAGGGGCCUUGUCCUGAUGGAGUUUUCAGGAGACCUUUAAUGGCCACUAUUGUUCCACGUCCGCCCCUCCAUCAGAAGCCUGUAUUUAGGAAGAGCCAGAGCAUCAUGUCCAAAUACAGAAACCUGCAGACACUCCGACACAAAGCACCACCCCAUCAACGCCAGGCCACCAGCUACCGCCGCUGGUGAAGCUCCAGAAAGAUCCCUGGCUAUUUUCUGUGAAGGUGCUCUGUCCCGAUGGAUGAAGGACCUGCAGAUGACAUGGACACGUGUUUGUUGCCCUCUGGGCUGGGAAGCCCUCGCCUUUCCUGCUGUUUCUGUCCUUAAGGCAGUCCAGUGUGUGUGUGGUUCCUGGCUGCCUGGCUGUGUAUAAAGCAUUAAGGUUGCCAAAGUUUACUUUCUUUUUUUUAUCAUGUUUUUUGUUUGUUAAUGGACUCAUAUGAUCAGGGCCUGAAACAUCAGCAUACAUCAGGCUGUGGUGUUGUCAAGAAAUUUGUUGUGCAGACACUUUGGUUUGUUUUCUAAACUUGUCAGUUUGUAAGAUAACAUAUCAGCCUUGCUGAGGUGUUCCAGCUCUGUAAGAUAGCAGCCUUGUCAGGUGAGUUGAAGGGGGGUUGGGGGGCUCUGUUGCAGUAUGGUUGAAGUUAAUGUUUGAAACGGCAGAUAAGUGUUUAGUGAGCUCCCCGAGUUAGUUAUGCAUAAAUAUAUAUAACUCUAAAGCUCUUUGUACAGACCUUCACAUAAUUAUGUACAUUGUUUAUAGAGGUUUCCAUUAAAGAACUGGAACUUUUGUGUAA